Messenger RNA from Myzus persicae (green peach aphid), 1022 nucleotides. RefSeq lists its product as uncharacterized. Lineage: Eukaryota; Metazoa; Arthropoda; Insecta; Hemiptera; Aphididae. The transcript is spliced from 7 exons. The record is from RefSeq and is a predicted model, not a curated record. Bases 331 to 1014 code for a protein of 227 amino acids.
AUUUAGAUCCCAUUCGGUUUUAAUGUCUUGGUACCUACUAACAUCCUAAAACCCAUUAAUGCUGUUAAGUUACGCCAGGUCGUUAUUUGUAUAAAUGUUUCCUUAGCGUUGUGAUUAUUGUGCCACUAACAUGAAUUUUCAGGUUAAUUAUUCCUUUCUGUUAGUACAUAGUUUUUAUCACAAGUCUACAGUUAUUCGGAGUUUCAGUUGAUGUUACUUUUUUCAUAUAUAAUAUAUAAUUUACUUUUAGUGGACGGUAGACUUUUCAAGUAUUACAAAUAAGUAAUAACCUUGUGUAAAUUGUAAAUUAAGUGAAAUUGUUGAUAACUCAUGACAAAUAUGGAAUUAGGUAUUGAUGAAAUGCUGGAUAACUCUCAUCACAAAAUGUAUUCUAGUGAAUUAGCUACUCAAGAUAAAAUGAUAAUUAGAAUAAAAAAGCAAGAACCAGACGUUGACAUCGAAGGUAAAGAUUCAUCCACGGAAAAUGAUGAAGUUGUGUCGUACACUUGUGAAUUUGUUCAAAAAGUUGAUGAAACUGAAUCAGAGUUGAUCGACAUAUGUGAUGAACCAAUUGAAUCUAUUCGUCAAGAUGAAAAUUUUAUUUACCCGGCUAUAACUAACUCUGAUGAUGAAGAUACCAAUGAUGUGACAUGGCAACCACCAUCUAAUAUUUUAACUCCUGGGGAUCGCUUAACACGCAAAAAUAUUAAGUGCUUGUAUCCAAAAGUUGAAAAACCUGAAACAAAGAAAAAUAAAUGUAAAAAUAAUAAGAAUAACGAAGUAACAAUUAAACGUUUGAAAAAGGGUCGUUUACCAAAAGGUAAACAAGUUUUAGAAGAUAUAAAUGUUUCAAAGCCAGCUACUGAUUUUACAGACGAAACAACUAUUGAUGAAACGAUAACAAAAAAAAGUUGUGAUUCACUGACUCCUAAAGUUGGGAGACCAAGAAAAGGUAUGGCUACACCAAAACAACGCCUGGGGCGUAUUAUAAAAAUACACAAAAUGAUAAAAUAACUUCUCAG